AGAAAAUAGCAAAUAUUUAAUUCGACGUAAUGUUGCCGCUUUUAUUUUGAUAUCGACACGGAAAUGUGGACCUUUAUACUGAAGCCGGGCUCUAUUUGCUUCCGGGGGUCUUGGGUUUCCAGCUAGUGCGACUUGUACCAUAUGUUAGCUCACAGCUAACGUGAGUUUAAAGCGGUAGUUAGUUAGUUAAACAGUCUGAGGGAUAAAGCUGUUGUUAUUAAAAGUCUGUACUCAUGUCGGACAGGAGCGGCGGGGUGGAGUGGGUCGAGACAGCCGAGGAGGUUGUUAUCAUAGAGGAGUGCGUCCCUGCAGAAAACCACACAUCUGCAGUGAUUCCAGUUUUAGAGCCAGAAGAAACACCGAUCCAGAAGUUACUGGGCUCGGUGGGAAACGGAGACAACCCAGAGGCUGAUGGUGGCUUUUAUUGCGAGGAGUGUCUGACUCUCUUCCAGGACCAGAAUGAUCCUGCUAACUUUAACGGCCCGUCGUUUAUUCUUGACUUUCCGACGAGCGCCGCUCUCUCCCAGAGGGCCCUGCUCUCGCUGCCCUACGGCCUGAUGAUCGGCAGGUCCAGUAUUCCCAGUGCAGGCGUCGGGGUCAUAAAUCACGGACCGAUUGUGUCUCCGGGAAUGCAUUUUGGACCGUAUGAGGGUGAAGUUACAACAAGAGAAAAAGCAACGUCAAGUGACUUCUCCUGGGAGGUUUGCAAAGGAAAAGAUGAGUAUGAGUACAUUGACGCUGCCAGAGACUCACACUCAAACUGGAUGAGGUACAUCAACUGUGCUCGUAAUAAAGACGAGACAAAUCUCCUGGCGGUCCAGUACAAAGGCAGCAUCCUUUACCACUGCUGUCGCACCAUAAACCCUGGAGAUGAGCUCAUGGUUUGGCCCAGCAGCAAGUUUCUCGCCCAUUUUAGUGAAACUUGGACCCAGGCCUGGCUCAUGAAGUUGAAUGCAGCAGAGAGGAGGACGACUGCGACCUCUCAGAUCUUCCUGUGCUCCCACUGUCAGCUGUCCUUCACCACAGAGUCCUUCCUGCAGAGACAUGUAGAAUACUUCCACAUUCAGCCUGAAGAGGACUCCACAACACCGGCUGCUGAGGCCGCUGAACCUGAGAAUCCUGCAGCCAGCGCAGACUCUGAUCACUCUGCAGCCUCCCUGUCAGUGUUACCUGUCGAUCCCGUCCAGUCCAAAACAUGUGGCGACUGUGGGAAGGUUUUCAAGCAGAUCCCUCACCUCAGGAGGCACAAGCGCUGUGUCCACUCCAACAAACGUCCCUACUGCUGCCCGCAGUGCAGACGCAGCUUCAGCCAGGCGUCCGGCUUAAUCAGACACCAGCUGGUCCACAGGAAGCAGGUUGUGAUAAAAGACGCAGACAAAAUCCAGAGUGAAAAGAAAGAACUGAGAUCAGAAGUUUUAAACACUGCAGAUCCAGCUGUGACAGAGGAAAUGAAGGAAAGUGAGAGUGUGCAAGAAGUAACUGAAGCUGAGAGUAAAUCUGCAGGAGAUGCAGAAACCUCCCAGUUCAUUUGUACAGACUGCAGUAAGAGCUUCACAAACGAAGCAUCUCUGAAGAAGCAUAAAGCGACCGUGCAUGAGCGGUUACGGCCGUACGUCUGCACCGAGUGCCACAAGUGCUUCAUCCAGUACAACGACCUGACCCGGCACCUGCGGCAUCACCAGCAACAACAAAAGAAGGAAGGAAAACUAAACGAGGCUCCAGAGGGCUCCAGCACCAUGCCCUUUAGCUGUGCUGAGUGUUCACUGACGUUCUCUUCAGUGGACUCCCUGCAGCAGCACAUUGGUGAGCAGCACUCGGAGGAAACCACGGUGGAAAAUCAAGAAGAUGACGCCGUGCCUGCUGGUGACGAUCAGAGCCAAGAUCCAGACUUCAGACCACAAUCUGCAGUCGAAUCUAUUGGACGACGUCAGAGGCCUCAGCGGCUUGGAGCUAGAUCUAAAAUCUCUGCCAUAACCAAGCUCAUAGCUCCAAAACGAAGGGCGGCCAUCUGCAAGAAGGCGUCCACCAGCCCUGCUCAGACGGAGAGGAGCUCCUCUGAACCGGAUCCACCUGCUGUGAGGAACGGAAAGGUGACAAAAUACAAAUGGUUCAGCUGUAAUCGCUGCAAACGAACAUACGGAAACCCAGACGAUCUCAAAGCACAUAAGUGCGCUCUGAGACAGCUCAAGUGUGGUCAGUGUGGCGCAACCUUCACUAAGUCUGGCUUCCUGAAGAGACACGAGCAGAUGGUGCAUGUAGAUGCAAAGUCGUACAGCUGUGACCGCUGCGGGAAAGUCUUCACUACAUCUGGUAAACUGAAACGGCAUCAAAAGAGCAACACUUGCAUGAAAUAUCACUGCACGUCUGAGCUCUUCCCCUGCUCGUUCUGUCAGUUCUCCUUCACGAUGAAGAGCUACCUUAUAAAACACAUUAAACGGCACCACCCGGUGGAGUACCUGUCACACUGCGACCAGCUGGAGCAUCUAGGGGAAGAGGAGCAGGAGGAGGAGGAGGAGGAGGAGGAGGAGGGGGGAAAGGAAUAUGUUUGCCCUCACUGUGGCAAGAGCUGUGCAAGCACCAAAGCUUUCAAAUCCCACACGUGUCUGCAGCAGGUGAAGGUGCUGUACUUGUGCACCGACUGUGGGAAGGGCUUCACCAACCACUACAGCCUGAAGCAACAUCAACGCAUUCACACGGGCGAGAAGCCGUACAGCUGCCCGCACUGCAGCAAGAGCUUCUCCUACACCGGGCAGCUCAACGUGCACCUCCGGACGCACACCGGGGAGAAACCGUACCUGUGCACGCACUGCGGCGAGAGCUUCCGCCAGUCGGGAGACCUGAAGAGACACGAGAGGAAGCACACGGGCGUCAGGCCCUACAGCUGCCCCGAGUGCUCAAAAAGCUUCAGCCGCCCGCAGAGUCUCAAAGCUCACCAGAUGCUCCACUUGGGACAGAGAAUGUUCAAAUGCACCCAGUGUGGGAAGAGCUUCUCCAGAAACUAUCACCUCAGGAGGCACCAUCAGAAGAUGCACUUGUAGGCACAUUUUUCAGACGUUGGAGAUGCUAUAGAGAGAAAGUCAAAGGGACAGUUCAUCCUGAAAUAAAAAUUCUUGAGCACUUUUUAUCGACCUACAGUCAUGGAAAAAAAUAUUAGACCACCCUUGUUUUCUUCGGUUUCUUGUUCAUUUUAAUGCCUGGUACAACUGAAGGUACAUUUGUUUGGACAAAUAUAAUAAUAACAACGAAAAUAGCUCAUAAGAGUUUAAUUUAAGAGCUGAUAUCUAGACAUUUUCCAUGGUUUUCUUGAUAAUGAUUUUGGUUAUUAUGAAGAAAACCAUGGAAAAUGACUCCAUCAGAAAAAAACCGAAAAGGUAAAUUAUUAGGUUAAUUAAUACUAUUUUAUUUAUUUUACAAAAAAUAACCAUAAUAUGGACCUUGGAUCUGUAAAUUAAUUUAAUAGGACAUAAUAGAUUUUUUUAUAGGAAUAUUAAAUUGCUUACUUGAAUGUUAAAUUACAGUGAAUUUUAUGAUGGAAUUCCCUCUCACAUAUGCAAAAAAUACCUUUCACGUACACACUUUUACCUCAACAAAAAUAGCUGAUAAGAGUUUUAUUUAAGAGCUGAUAUCUAUGGUUUUCUUCAGAUUUACCAAAAUCAUAAUAAAGAAAACCAUGGAAAAUUUCUAGAUAUCAGCUCUUAAACUCUUAUCGGCUAGUUUUGUUGUUAUCGUUAUAUUUACAAAUGCACUUUUAGUUUUACCAGGCAUUAAACUGAAGAAUACAGGGGUCUAAUAAUUUCUUCCAUGACUGUAUAUUGAUUACUAGUACUACAGAUUUUGGGGUGAACUGCUCCUUUAAAGCUGAAUUGCACUAAAUGUUAAAGUACUUCAUGAUUGAUGAGUAUUUUUGAAUGUCCUGUAAAUAACAAUUAUCCUGACUUUUGUUUAAAGCGGACAUAUUUCGUGCCCAAAGAGUGGAAUUUAAUGUUAAGAAUUUCACAUUUUUUGUUAAUAAUUUGUUAAAAGUAAUAUAAACAUUCACUUCAAUCAACACACAAACACACACAAAAGCCGUUACAUAAACUUAAUGCUUCUCAUCUUGAAAUAAAAACAACCCACUUCAGCUUCA
Messenger RNA from Centropristis striata (black sea bass), 4126 nucleotides. RefSeq names its product histone-lysine N-methyltransferase PRDM9-like. Gene Ontology annotation, cellular component: nucleus. Bases 234 to 3038 code for a protein of 934 amino acids. The record is from RefSeq and is a predicted model, not a curated record. The transcript has 7 exons. NCBI's taxonomy places the organism in Eukaryota, Metazoa, Chordata, Actinopteri, Perciformes, Serranidae. Gene Ontology annotation, molecular function: histone methyltransferase activity; protein binding.